Messenger RNA from Tigriopus californicus, 1747 nucleotides. RefSeq lists its product as uncharacterized. NCBI's taxonomy places the organism in Eukaryota, Metazoa, Arthropoda, Copepoda, Harpacticoida, Harpacticidae. Gene Ontology annotation, cellular component: nucleus. The record is from RefSeq and is a predicted model, not a curated record. Gene Ontology annotation, molecular function: metal ion binding.
AAUUUGGUUCAAUCCCCAUUUCCGCCCACCGAAAACGUCGGCCACGCCUCCCCAGCCUCCCGGGCCGGCUCGGGUCCGCCCGCUAGCCGCUAUCCACAUUAAUCCUGCGGCUCAAGCGUGGGUGGGAGGCCCGCCAGGGCCCGGCCCCAAUGUCCACAUCAACCCCCACAAACUCCACGCCCGCCAACCGGUGCGCCACGCCUUGAGCUCGACCCGGAUCACGCCCUGGGCCCGCCCCACGCUGACCCCACCUACGCCUGCCGUCCGACAAAUUCUGGUCAAUCCCCAUUUCGCGCGGGUGCCCGCUCAGCCCGUUCGGCCCGCUCGGCCCACUCGGGCGUUGGCCGGGACCACGCCGCCUCGGCUGGAAUCAGUCACCACGCCUCUUCGGGCCUGGGGUGUGUCGGGUCGCUCCUUGGCCAAAUUUAAGAAGAUCGGUCGUCACAAACUCAUUAAGCUGAAAAGUCCCGCACCCUUUUGGGCCGCCCUGACCGGCUCGGCCCACCGACAUCGCACCCUGCCGGCCGUGGGCGGCACCCCCACUCCGCCGCAUCGCCUCCGCCCCCGCCAGACCCUGGCUCACCUGCGUCAAAUGCUCACGCCUCAAGCCAAAUCCCGCCGGUCGGUCCAUCGCCAAAUUGAUCGGCGGCCUCAGACCCGACCCGCGCCUCGCCCCCGGCCAGCCUCACCCCCCCUGCAUCCGACGGGGGACCCUCCGCCUCCCCUCAAGCCCGUCCCUCCACCUAAACCCGCCCGCACCAUCCAGAUCAACGGCUCGGCCUACCGCGUGUCACGCAAUGGUCGCCAACUCCAGCGGGUUCACCCUGGCCCAGUCCCCCUUCAGCCUCCCGUUGCCCCUGCCUCGGUUGGCCCGCAGCGCGUGUACCUGGCCCAAGGUGGAGAGUUUGUGGAGGCGGCACCGGGUAUUCUUCGUCUGAGUCGCGAAUCCAUGACCCGCCAGUCCAUCACGCACGCUCGCAAGAAAUCCAUCCAGACCCUCUUACGCUCCCAGACCAAGUCCAAACAGUUCUGCAUGUUCUUCAACAAGUUCGGUCGUUGUCAAAAGCGCGCCCAAGGCUUGUGUCCUUACUUGCACGACCCGGCCAAGGUGGCCGUGUGCCGGCGGUUCCUCCAAGGCUCGUGUCCCAAAGCCGCUGAUGAGUGCUUGCUCACGCACAAAGUCUCGCCAGACAAGAUGCCGGCCUGCAAGUUCUUUCAACUCGGUCAAUGCGGCCGGGAUCAUUGUCCCUAUAAUCACGUUAAGGUCUCGGCCGACGCAGCCUUGUGUCCAGCCUUCCGCCAAGGCUAUUGCCCCCAAGGUCAGGCCUGCACGCUUCGACACGCCAUGUCGGACCAGACCAAGGCCAAAGUCAAUCCGGCCCCACCCAAGCCCCGGCGCAAAGGGGUCAAGGAGCCGAAACCCGUGUUGCCCCAGUCGGCCGAUCCGCAGCCCACCCUUGAGCCAGCUGAUUCGAUCAUGCCCAGUCAACGAUACUUUGAAUGUGCCAAGGACAGUCCCCAGGCUGAUAGUCCGUCGACCUGUCCGGACCCGCCCGUGGAAGUUGAGACCAAAUCACAAAUGGCCUUUUGGCCGGAAUUCAUCGCUCUUGAGCCCGACGAUGAAGGCGCGAGCGACCCCGAUCAAUCCUUUGAGGAACGCCUGGUCUGAACAUGGCCAUUCCGCUAGAUUCGUAACUUUCCGUUUGUUUCGUUCCGUCGAAGUAGAAAUAAAAGAGUCAAUUAUCUA